Daphnia pulicaria is the source of this 1231-nucleotide messenger RNA. RefSeq names its product replication factor C subunit 5-like (gene RfC3). The coding region runs from base 171 to 1163 and encodes 330 amino acids. Lineage: Eukaryota; Metazoa; Arthropoda; Branchiopoda; Diplostraca; Daphniidae. Gene Ontology annotation, cellular component: nucleus; DNA replication factor C complex. The record is from RefSeq and is a predicted model, not a curated record. Gene Ontology annotation, molecular function: DNA binding; ATP hydrolysis activity; DNA clamp loader activity. The transcript is spliced from 9 exons. Gene Ontology annotation, biological process: DNA repair; DNA-templated DNA replication.
CGCUUUACUUGUCUAAGUAGACGACGUGCAUUUAGUUCCAUACAAUUUUGGCUUGUUUUUAAUUUAAUAAGUUUAACCAAUUUAAAAACUAACAAGUUAUAGAACAUAUCUGUAGGAAGUACCUAAAUAGUCAUAAUAAGAGGCCUCUGGUAUCUAGAGUUUCUUCGGAAAUGACUUCCUCGGGAAAUCUGCCGUGGGUGGAAAAAUAUCGACCAAAACAGUUGGAUGACUUGAUUUCUCACCAAGAUAUCAUUUCAACAAUUCGCAAGUUCAUAAAUGAAAAUCGAUUACCUCAUUUACUUUUUUAUGGACCUCCUGGAACUGGAAAAACAAGCACCAUUCUUGCAUGCGCCAAAGAACUGUAUACACCCCAGCAAUUCAAUUCCAUGGUUCUUGAACUAAAUGCUUCUGAUGACCGAGGCAUCAAUGUUGUAAGAAAUCAGAUCAUGAGUUUUGCUAGCACAAGAUCAAUAUUCAAAUCAGGCUUCAAACUUAUUAUCUUGGAUGAAGCUGAUGCUAUGACUAAUGAUGCUCAAAAUGCUCUUAGAAGAGUAAUUGAAAAGUUUACUGAAAAUGUUCGGUUUUGUCUCAUCUGUAAUUACAUGAGUAAGAUCAUACCAGCUAUCCAGUCACGCUGCACUCGUUUCCGAUUCGGCCCAUUAAAAUCAGAUCAAAUUUUACCUCGGAUGAAUUACGUAAUUGAAGAAGAAAAAAUUAAGGUCACGGAAGAUGGGCGUCAAGCUUUGUUGAGCUUAGCUCAUGGCGACAUGCGUCGUGUCAUAAAUAUUCUUCAAAGCACCUCAAUGGCUUUUGAUGAAGUGAAUGAAGAUCAUGUUUACACUUGCGUCGGUCAUCCUCUUAAAUCGGAUAUUGCAAAUGUUGUUUCGUGGAUGUUAAACGAAGAUUUAACUUCAGCUUAUAGUAAAAUACGCGAUCUUCAAACUUUCAAAGGCCUCGCUUUGCAAGAUAUCUUAACUGAAACGCACUUAUACGUUCACAAAAUCGAAUUUCCGCCGAACGUCCGAGUCUUUUUACUGGAGAAGAUGGCUGAUGUUGAAUAUCGUUUGUCUGCGGGGUGCUCUGAAAAAUUACAACUCGGAUCCUUGCUUGCUGCCUUUGAUUCAAUUAAAUAUUUAAUUGCUAAAGAAGUGUCAGUAAAUUAAAAUUAUCCUAAUCUAAUUCUUCUGGUGUAAGGAGUUGUACUUCCUAUAUUACAUCAACUAUUCAUAUA